AUGACCCAAACAUCACAGCAUCACUUCCCAGACUCUGUGUGUGUAAAUCUAUCUCUCUAUCUCAUUUCCAUCCAGCAGGCCCCACAGACGCAGACGGACGUGCGCUCACACACACACACACAGACUGGGAGCGUGAGUGAGUGACCGUCUGUGAUGGUGUGGGGGGGGGGCGGCUAGCGCUAAUGGUGUCACUUUCACGGGGCCAAAUUUGACACGUGUCCAGAGAAUAGAACAGCUCGGCACUACUCCAUCCUAAUCCCAUAGCCGGCUCCUCACGCAUGCUGCCCACAUGCCACGGCCAACAGAAAGGAGCCAUCUGUCACCGUCGGCAAAGAUGAGCCUUUGAGAUGGAAGAGAGAGAGGGGGGACAGAGUAGUGCGGUGCCCCAGGUACCUGAGCCCAAGCCUGGGUCUGACGCUACUACCUGAGAGGACAUGGUUAGCGUUAGCAUCAGAGGCAGUGAUCAAAGGAAGAGUUAGCGUAACGCUAGCCGAGGUGCUUGUCUCUCACUUUCUGGGUGUUAAUGAGAUUGUGGAGAGUCAGUAAAUAACAUGGGAGGGAUAAAGGUGUCAGGGGGGCGAUUUCUCAAAAUCAGACGACGUGAGACCGAUGGGAGAUGCGAGCAGAGCGGCCUUCCUGUAUCAGAGGAUGGGGGCGUAUAGACAAGAGGAGAGGGGAGAGUGAAUGAGUGCUGAGAGGAACGUGUCAGGGCUGUCUGGUUGAUGGGAGGGAAAUCAAGGGACUUGUUGUGAUUUAAGCCAGGUCAGGGCUCUGUGCAGGCCAGUCAAGUUCUUCCACACCGAUCUCGACAAACCAUUUCUGUAUGGACCUCGCUUUGUGCACGGGGGCAUUGUCAUGCUGAAACAGGAAAGGAACUUGACUAGCCUGCACAGAGCCCUGACAGAGCCACAGAGUUGGAAGCACCGAAUAAUCUAGAAUGUCAUUGUAUGCUGUAGUGUUGAAAUUUCCCUUCACUGGAACUAAGCAACCUAGCCCGAACCAUGAAAAACAGCUCCAGACCAUAAUUCCUCCUCCACCAAACUUUACAGUUAGCACUAUGGAUUGGGCAGGUAGCGUUCUCCUGGCAUCCGCCAAACCCAGAUUAGUCCGUCGGACUGCCAGAUGGUGAAGCGUGAUUCAUCACGCCAAAGAACGCGUUUCCACUGCUCCAGAGUCCAAUGGCAGCGAGCUUUAAACCCCUCCGGCCGAUGCUUGGCAUUGUGCAUGGUAAUCUUAGGCUUGUGUGCGGCUGCUCGGCCAUGCAAAACCAUUUCAUGAAGCUCUCAACGAACAGAUCUCGUGCUGACAUUGCUUAAAGAGGUAGUUUGGAACUCGGUAGUGAGUGUUGCAACCGAGGACAGACGAUUUUUACGCGCAGAGCGCUUCAGCACUCGGCGGUCCCGUUCUGUGAGCUUGUGUGGCCUACCACUUCACGGCUGAGCCGUUGUUGCUCCUAGACAUUUCCACAUCACAAUAACAGCACUUAUAGUUGACCGGGGCAGCUCUAGCAGGGCAGAAAUGUGAUGAACUGACUUGUUGGAAAGGUGGCAUUCUAUGACGGUUGUCAAGGGCUGAGGUGUAUGGAGUGUGGAAGUCAGGCGCAGGACACCGAAGUUUAGUCCAACAAAGUUUACUGUGAAAACCACUGGGCAAAAAUACAGUAAACGGCCUCAACAACAAAACCGAGGCGAGCAAUACGCAAACCAUGCGUAUAACAAAUAAACAAGAAAACAAAUACAAAACACGCAGCACUACGUUCAGGCGGAGAACAACACACAACCUAACCAAUACAACACAGGCAACUUAUAGAACACGUAAUCAGACACAAACGGACACAGGUGUGACAGACAGACAAAAGCAAUCACACAUAGAAACAUUCAACGGUGGCAGCUAGUACUCCGGGGACGACGAACGCUGAAGCCUGCCCGAACCAGGAGGAGGAGCAGCCUCGGCAGAAUCCGUGACAGUACCCCCCCGGCCUCGGGGACGGCCAGGAGGACGCGGACCCGGGCGCGUGGGAUGCCCACGGUGGAACUCCGUCAGGAGGGAUGGAUCUAGGAUGUCCCUCCUAGGCACCCAGCACCGUUCCUCCGGACCGUACCCCUCUCACUCCACGAGAUACUGGAGACCACCCAUCCGGCGCCUCGAGUCCAAGAUGGUCCGGACUCUGUACGCCGGGACCCCCUCGAUGUCCAAAGGGGGCGGAGGGGUCUCUCCUAUCUCAUGUUCUUGGAGUGGGCCAGCUACCACCGGCCUGAGAAGAGACACAUGGAACGAGGGGUUAAUAUUCUUGUACUCAAUAGGCAAUUGUAACCUGUAACACACCUCGUUCAAUCUUCUCAGGACUUUAAAGGGCCCCACAAACCGCCGACCCAGCUUCCGGCAGGGCAGGCGGAGGGGCAGGUUUCGAGUCGAGAGCCAGACUCGAUCUCCCGGUGCGUAUACCGGUCCCUCACUGCGGUGGCCAUCGGCGCUCGCCUUUUGUUGACGGAUGGCCCGCUGCAGAUGGACAUGGGCAGCGUCCCACGUCUCCUCCGAGCGCCGAAUCCACUCAUCCACCGCAGGGGCCUCGAUCUGGCUCUCGUGCCAUGGUGCCAGGACCGGCUGAUAACCUAAAACACACUGGAAAGGUGUUAAAUUGGUGGAGGAGUGGCGGAGAGAGUUCUGGGCCAUCUCUGCCCAGGGGAUAUACCUAGACCACUCCUCCGGCCGGUCCUGGCAAUAGGACCUCAGAAACCUACCCACAUCCUGGUUGACUCGUUCAACCUGCCCAUUGCUUUUUGGGUGGUACCCCGAGGUAAGGCUCACCGAGACCCCCAAGUGUUCCAUGAACGCCCCCCAGACUCUGGAGGUGAACUGGGGACCUCGGUCAGACACUAUAUCCUCGGGGACCCCAUAGUGCCGGAACACGUGGGUAAAUAGGGCCUCAGCGGUCUGUAGGGCAGUAGGGAGACCCGGCAUUGGGAGGAGACGACAGGCCUUAGAAAACCGAUCCACAACGACCAAAAUGGUGGUAUUCCCCUGGGAGGGGGGUAGGUCGGUCACAAAAUCCACCGAGAGGUGGGACCAUGGUCGUUGUGGAACGGGCAGGGGAUGUAACUUUCCCCUGGGCAAAUGUCUAGGCGCCUUACACUGGGCGCACACCGAGCAGGAGGAGACAUAAAACCUCACAUCCCUAGCUAACGUUGGCCACCAGUAUUUCACGCUAAGGCAGUGCACUGUCCGGCCAAUACCUGGAUGUCCAGAGGAGGGUGAUGUAUGAGCCCAAUAAAUAAGGCGAUCACGAACCUCGAGCGGAACGUACGUCCGCCCCACCGGACACUCGGGGGGAGUAGGGUCGGUACGCAGUGCCCGCUCGAUCUCCGCAUCGACCUCCCACACCACCGGAGCCACCAGACAAGACUCCGGCAGUAUGGGAGUAGGCUCAAUGGACCUCUCCUCUGUGUCAUACCGCCGGGUCAGGGUGUCUGCCUUACCGUUCUGGGACCCUGGGAUGUAUGUGAUCUUAAAAACAAACCGGGUCAGGAACAUGUUCCACCUAGCCUGACGAGGGUUCAAUCUCCUAGCUGCCCGGAUGUACUCCAGGUUACGGUGAUCAGUCAGAAUGAGGAAAGGGUGUUGAGCCCCCUCAAGCCAAUGCCUCCACACCUUUAGGGCCUGGACUACAGCUAACAGCUCCCUGUCCCCAACGUCAUAAUUACGCUCCGCCGAGCUGAGCUUCUUAGAGUAGAACGCACAGGGGCGGAGCUUAGGUGGCGUGCCGGACCGUUGCGACAGGACUGCCCCAAUGCCGGCCUCGGACGCGUCUACCUCUACUUGGAAUGGUAAAGAGGGAUCCGGAUGCGCCAGCACCGGGGCCGAGGUGAACAGGUUCUUCAGUUUGACAAAUGCCCUGUCCGCCUCAGCUGACCACUGCAAACGAACCGGACCCCCCUUUAGCAGGGACGUAAUGGGAGCUGCAACCUGUCCAAAGCCCCGGAUAAACCUCCGGUAGUAAUUAGCAAAACCCAAAAACUGCUGCACCUCUUUUACAGUGGUUGGAGUUUGCCAAUUACGCACGGCCGACACACGGUCUACCUCUAUCUCCACACCAGACGCGGACAACCGAUAACCCAAAAAGGAGACGGACUCCUGGAAGAACAGGCAUUUCUCUGCCUUGACAUACAAGUCAUGCUCCAACAGUCUUCUCAACACUCGGCGCACCAGGGCUACAUGCUCGGCUCGUGUAGAAGAGUACACUAGGAUGUCGUCGAUGUAUACUACCACACCCUGCCCAUGCAUGUUCCGGAAAAUCUCGUCAACAAAGGAUUGGAAGACUGAAGGAGCAUUCAUUAACCCAUAAGGCAUGACGAGAUACUCUUAAUGACCCGAGGUGGUGCUAAAUGCAGUUUUCCAUUCAUCCCCCUUCCUAAUGCGCACCAGAUUGUACGCGCUACUGAGAUCCAACUUUGUGAAGAACCGCGCUCCGCGUAAUGAUUCUGUUAUAGUCGCAAUCAGUGGAAGAGGGUAACUGUACUUAACCGUGAUCAGAUUGAGACUACGGUUGUCACGGUUUCGGCCGAGGCUGCCUCUCUCCCUUGUACGGGCAGGUUUCGGCGUUCGUCGUCUCCGGAAUUCUAGCUGCCACCGUUGUAUGUUCUAUGUUUCCUGUUUGAUUAGUUUUGUCUGUUAGCCACACCUGUCUUGUGUUAUGUCUCAUUAAGCACCCUAUUUAGUUUCCUUGUUGUUAGUGUAGUGUUGUGUGUAAUUGUUUCGUGUCAGGUGUUUGUGCGUUACCCGUGUUUCGGUACGCCAGUUACAUUAUAGCUUCCUCCUCGAUUGAGGAGAGUUUUUUGCGCCCUGUGUUUGUGCGCUCGUGUUUGACGCCUGUGUGCGUCUGUUUGGCCUCUGGCCGUUUUUGGAUUGUUUGCUCUCGCUAGUAAAGUCUUGUUGGACUGUACAUCUGCUUCUGCGCCUGAUUCCACACCACACCAUUUAUACACCGUGACAGAAUUACACACCCGACGAAUCAGCAGGAGCCGAAGCAGCCCCGACGAGACUGGAGGUCCAGGUUCGGGAACAACAGGACCAGAUACAGCAGAUGGGGACCGCCCUGCAGGAGGUGAUCACCACGCUCCGAGGCUGGGGAGCGCCUCCACCACCUCCCUCCCUGCCAGCACCAUCGGCCAGUCCGCCCAUUCCAGCGCCAGAACCCCGAGGAAUCCGACUCUCUCUCCCGAGGGCCUACGACGGAACCGCGGCUGGGUGUCAGGGAUUCCUCCUCCAGGUGGAGCUGUACCUGGCCACCGUACACCCGGCACCCUCGGGGCAUGAGAGCGUGUCCGCCCUGAUCUCCUGCCUGUCCGGGAAGGCGUUGGAAUGGGCCAACGUGGAGUGGAGGAAGAUCGACGCCGAGACGAUCACCUACAACAAGUUCUCCCGCCGCUUCAGGGCGGUGUUUGACCAUCCCCCAGAGGGGAAAGCGGCGGGGGAGCGUCUGGUCUUCCUCCGGCAGGGGAGGAGGAGUGCCCAAGAAUUCGCUCUCGAAUUCCGUACUCUAGCGGCAGAUGCCGGGUGGAAUGAGCGGGCCCUCGUCGAUCUAUACAGAUGUAGCCUACGAGAGGAUGUCCGUCGGGAGCUGGCUUGUAGGGACACCAGUCUCUCUUUCGACCAGCUGGUCGACAUGUCCAUCAGGCUGGAUAACCUAUUGGCCACCCGCGGACGUCCUGAGGGGGUCCGUCCAUUUCACCCUCCAGCGCCUCCGAGCCGUGUCCUAUGGAGCUCGGGGGCGCUGGCGCUAGAGAGAGGAGGAGUCGGUUGGUUAGGGGGUCCAUCCACUGCACCAACUGUGGUCGGGGAGGACACACCGCAGCUAGGUGCUGGGGAUGGCCUCCUGGGAGGAUGACGACAGGUCCCGCACUGGGGAUUCCCUCCAGGUGAGUAGGCGCCCCACUCACCCAGAGCUCACUGUUGCCCAUUUUUGGAUGCCUGUGCGUUUUCCACAGGUAGCACCUCAUUCCCAGCAUAAGGCGCUGGUAGAUUCAGGCGCGGCUGGGAAUUUUAUUGAUAAAAAGUUUUGUUUAGCGUUAGGGAUUCCCCUUAUUCCUGUUGAUGUUCCUUUUCCCGUUCAUGCCCUAGAUAGUCGUCCGUUGGGUACGGGCUUAAUCAGGGAGGUCACGGCGCCACUUAGGAUGUGUGCACAGGGGGAUCAUCAGGAGAUGAUUCAGCUGUUCCUGAUUGACUCUCCUGCGUAUCCGGUGGUGAUCUGCUCAGUGUGUGGGUAGAUGUUUGGGCGUUUCCGUAGGGGCUACCUCGGUGGAGAGUCCAAACCAGGUGCCCGCAUUGCACGUUCCCCCUGAGUAUGGGGAUUUGGCUAUUGCGUUUAGUAAGGCGAGGGCGACGCGGUUGCCACCCCAUAGGCAGGGAGAUUGUGCGAUAGACCUCCAGGCAGGAGCUGCGCUCCCACGGAGCCAUGUGUAUCCUCUGUCUCAGGAGGAGAAGAAAGCUAUGGAGAUUUACAUAGACGAAUCUCUGAGACAAGGAUACAUACGGCCUUCCACUUCCCCUGCGUCCUCGAGUUUCUUUUUUGUGAAGAAAAAGGAUGGUGGUUUGCGCCCGUGCAUCGAUUACCGUGGUCUCAAUCAGAUUACGGUGAAGUACAGUUAUCCACUCCCGCUGAUUUCGACCAUGACUGAGUCGUUGCAUGGGGCGCGUUUCUUCACUAAAUUAGAUCUCAGGAGCGCGUACAACUUGGUGCGCAUCAGGGAGGGUGAUGAAUGGAAGACAGCCUUUAGUACCACCUCGGGCCAUUACGAGUAUCUGGUCAUGCCAUACGGGUUGAUGAAUGCUCCGUCAGUUUUCCAAUCAUUCGUGGAUGAGAUCUUCAGGGACAUGCAGGGGCAGGGGGUGGUUGUGUACAUUGAUGACAUUCUCGUGUACUCGCCUACCCGUGUCGAGCAUGUGGCCCUGGUGCGUAGAGUGUUGCGGAGGCUGGUGGAGCACGACCUGUAUGUGAAGGCAGAGAAGUGUCUGUUUUUCCAGGAGUCGGUCUCCUUUUUGGGUUAUCAGUUGUCUGUGUCAGGGGUGAAGAUGGAGGUAGACCGGGUGUCGGCCGUGCGUAAUUGGCAAACACCAACCACUGUGAAGGAGGUGCAGCAGUUUUUGGGGUUUGCAAAUUACUACAGGAGGUUUAUCCGGGGUUUUGGACAGGUGGCAGCUCCCAUCACGUCUCUGUUGAAGGGGGGUCCGGUGCGUCUUCAGUGGUCGGCCGAGGCGGACAGGGCGUUUGGGAGGCUGAAGGACCUGUUUACCUCGGCCCCGGUGCUGGCGCAUCCGGAUCCCUCUUUGCCGUUCCAGGUAGAGGUGGACGCGUCAGAGGCCGGUUUAGGAGCCGUGCUUUCACAACGGUCUGGCGCGCCACCUAAACUCCGCCCCUGUGCUUUUUAUUCUAAGAAGCUCAGUCCGGCGGAGCGGAACUAUGACGUAGGGGACAGGGAGCUGUUAGCCGUGGUACAGGCUCUAAAGGUGUGGAGGCACUGGCUUGAGGGGGCUCAACACCCUUUCCUCAUUUUGACGGACCACCGUAACCUGGAGUACAUCCGGGCGGCGAGGAGGCUGAACCCUCGCCAGGCAAGAUGGAGUAUGUUCUUGACCAGGUUUACUUUUAAGAUCACGUACAUCCCUGGGUCACAGAAUGGUAAGGCAGAUGCGCUGUCUCGGCGGUAUGACACGGAGGAGAGGUCCGUGGAGCCCACUCCCAUACUGCCUGAGUCGUGUCUGGUGGCACCGGUAGUGUGGGAGGUCGAUACUGAACUCGAGUGGGCGUUACGCACCGACCCUAGUCCACCACAGUGCCCGGAGGGUCGGAAGUACGUUCCGCUCGAGGUUCGGGAUCGAUUGAUCUAUUGGGCUCACACGUCACCCUCCUCUGGACAUCCGGGUAUCGGCCGGACAGUGCACUGUCUUAGUGCCAAGUACUGGUGGCCCACGUUGGCAAGGGAUGUGAGGGUUUAUGUUUCCUCCUGCUCGGUGUGCGCCCAGUGUAAGGCGCCUAGACAUCUGCCUAGGGGUAAGUUGCUACCCCUGCCCGUUCCACAACGACCAUGGUCCCACCUCUCUGUGGACUUUAUAACAGACCUUCCCCUCUCCCAAGGGAAUACUACCAUCCUGGUCGUUGUGGACCGGUUCUCUAAGGCCUGUCGUUUGCUCCCCAUGCCGGGUCUUCCUACUGCCCUACAAACUGCCGAGGCACUGUUCACCCAUGUGAUCCAGCACUACGGGGUACCCGAGGACAUUGUGGCUGAUCGGGGUCCCCAAUUCACCUCCAGAGUCUGGAGAGCGUUUAUGGAGCGGUUGGGGGUCUCGGUGAGCCUCACCUCGGGGUACCACCCGGAGAGUAAUGGGCAGGUGGAACGCGUUAACCAGGAUGUGGGUAGGUUUCUCAGAACAUACUGCCGGGACCGGCCGGAGGAGUGGUCAAGGUACGUUCCCUGGGCCGAGAUGGCCCAGAAUUCCCUACGCCAUUCCUCCACUAACCUAACUCCAUUUCAAUGUGUGUUGGGUUACCAGCCGGUUCUGGCACCCUGGCAGCAGAGCCAGAUCGAGGCUCCUGCGGUGGAUGAGUGGGCGCGGCGCUCGGAGGAGACUUGGAACGCUGCACACGUCCACCUACAGCGGGCCCUCCGACGUCAGAAGGCGAGCGCUGAUCUCCACCGCAGUGAGGGACCGGUGUACGCACCUGGUGAUCGAGUCUGGCUCUCUACCAGAAACCUGCCCCUCCGCCUGCCCUGUCGGAAACUGGGUCGGCGGUUUGUAGGGCCAUUUAAAGUCCUGAGAAGGUUGAACGAGGUAUGUUAUAGAUUACAGCUACCUGUGGAGUAUAAGUGUAUUAACCCCUCGUUCCAUGUGUCCCUUCUCAGGCCGGUGGUAGCAGGCCCGCUCCAAGAAAAUGAGAUAGGGGAGACUCCUCCGCCCCCAUUGGACAUCGAGGGGGCACCGGCGUACUCCGUGAGGUCCAUUUUGGAUUCGAGACGUCGGAUGGGGGGUCUCCAGUAUCUAGUGGAGUGGGAGGGGUACGGUCCGGAGGAGCGGUGCUGGGUGCCGAGGAGAGACAUUUUGGACCCGUCGCUCCUGACGGAAUUCCAUCGGGGGUAUCCAACGCGCCCUGCUCCACGUCCUCCGGGUCGUCCCCAAGGCCGGAGUCGGCGCACGUCUGGAGCCGCGCGUCAAGGGGGGGGUACUGUCACGGUUUCGGCCGAGGCUGCCUCUCUCCCUUGUUCGGGCUGGUUUCGGCGUUCGUCGUCUCCGGAAUUCUAGCUGCCACCGUUGUAUGUUCUAUGUUUCCUGUUUGAUUAGUUUUGUCUGUUAGCCACACCUGUCUUGUGUUAUGUCUCAUUAAGCACCCUAUUUAGUUUCCUUGUUGUUAGUGUAGUGUUGUGUGUAAUUGUUUCGUGUCAGGUGUUUGUGCGUUACCCGUGUUUCGGUACGCCAGUUACAUUAUAGCUUCCUCCUUGAUUGAGGAGAGUUUUUUGCGCCCUGUGUUUGUGCGCUCGUGUUUGACGCCUGUGUGCGUCUGUUUGGCCUCUGGCCGUUUUUGGAUUGUUUUGCUCUCGCUAGUAAAGUCUUGUUGGACUGUACAUCUGCUUCUGCGCCUGAUUCCACACCACACCAUUUAUACACCGUGACAACGGUAAUCAAUACACGUGCGCAAACCCCCGUCCUUCUUCUUCACAAAGAAGAAACUCGAGGAAACCGGGGAAGUGGAGGACCGUAUGUAACCCUGUGCCAAGGACUCGGCUAUGUAAGUCUCCAUGCCGCUGUCUCCUCUUGAGACAGGGGAUACACACGGCUCCACGGAAGUGCCGCUCCUGUUUGGAGAUUUAUCGCACAAUCCCCCUGUCUAUGAGGUGGUAGCCGUGUUGCCCUCGUUUUGCUGAACACAAGUGCUAAAUCCUCAUAUUCAGGGGGAAUGCGCAUUGCGGGCACUUGGUUCGGACUCUCUACCGAGGUCGCCCCUAAGGAAACACCUAGACAUCUCCCUACACACUGGGCAGACCACUCCAUAAGAGCCCUCUGUUGCCACGCAAUGGUAGGAUCAUGGGCGCUUAACCAGGGAAGCCCCAACACCACGGGAUACGCAGGAGAGUCAAUCAGAUAAAACUGAAUGAUCUCCUCAUGACCCCCCUGCGUCGUCAUCUUAAGUGGUGCUGUGACUUCUCUGAUCAGCCCCGACCCCAACGGCCGGCUGUCUAGGGCGUGAACAGGAAAGGGGGCUUCUACCGGCCGAAGGGGAAUUCCUAACCUAAUACAAAAUGCACGAUCAACAAAAUUCCCAGCUGCGCCUGAAUCUACUAGCGCCUUAUGCUGGGAAUGAAGUGCCACCUGUGGAAAUCUCACAGGUAUACUCAUGUGACCAACAGAGAGCUCUGGGUAAGUGGGGCGCCUACUCACCUGAAAUGACUCCCCAGUGCGUGACCUGUUGUCCCCUCUCCCAGGAGACCCUCCCCAGCACCUGGCCGUGGUGUGUCCUCCACGGCCACAGUUGGUGCAGGGGAUGGCCCCCCUCGGGUUCUCUCUCCUCCUCUCUCUAGCGCCAGCACCCCCGAGCUCCAUGGGAAUCGGCUCGGAGGUGCUGGAGGGUGGAAUGGAUGACCCCCACUCGGGACGUCCGCGGGUAGCCAGCAGGAUGUCGAGCCGGAUGGAGAUGUCCACCAACUGGUCGAAGGCUAGGUUGGUGUCCCUGCAGGCCAGCUCACGACGAACGUCCUCUCGUAGGCUACACCGGUAAUGGUCGAUGAGGGCCCUCGCAUUCCACCCCGCAUCCGCCGCAAGAGUCCGGAACUCCAGGGCGAACUCCUGUGCGCUCCUCUUCCCCUGUCGGAGGUGGAACAGACGCUCCCCCGCCGCCUUCCCCUCAGGUGGGUGAUCGAAGACAGCCCUGAAGCGGCGGGAGAACUCCGCGUAGGUGAUGGUAGCUGCGUCUAUUCCCCUCCAUUCGGCGUUGGCCCACUCCAACGCCUUGCCGGAUAGACAGGAGAUGAGUGCGGAGACGCUCUCGUAUCCCAAGGGUGCUGGGUGUAUGGUAGCCAGGUAGAGUUCCACCUGCAGGAGGAACCCCUGACACCCUGCUGCAGAACCGUCAUAUGCCCUCGGGAGCGAGAGCCGAACGCCACUGGGUUCCGGUGCUGAGAGAGGAGGACUGGCCGUUGGUGAUGGGAUGGUGUGAGAAGGCGUGGGCACCUCUCCAGUAACCAACUGGCGCAGAGUGUUGGACACCUCGUUCAUGGCGGCCCCAAGUCGCCGGAUCAUGGUGUCUUGGUCGCUGAUCCGAUCCUCCAGCGACUUGGGUGCCGCCACUGCUCCUGCUGACUCCAUAGUGGUGUGUUGUUCUGUCAAGGGCUGAGGUGUAUGGAGUGUGGAAGUCAGGCGCAGGACACCGAAGUUUAGUCCAACAAAGUUUACUGUGAAAACCACUGGGCAAAAAUACAGUAAACGGCCUCAACAACAAAACCGAGGCGAGCAAUACGCAAACCAUGCGUAUAACAAAUAAACAAGAAAACAAAUACAAAACACGCAGCACUACGGACAAGCGGAGAACAACACACAACCUAACCAAUACAACACAGGCAACUUAUAGAACACGUAAUCAGACACAAACGGACACAGGUGUGACAGACAGACAAAAGCAAUCACACAUAGAAACAUUCAACGGUGGCAGCUAGUACUCCGGGGACGACGAACGCCGAAGCCUGCCCGAACCAGGAGGAGGAGCAGCCUCGACAGAAUCCGUGACAACGGUGCCAAGUUGAAAGUCACUGAGUGCUUCAGUACGGGCCAUUCUACUGCCAAUGUUUGUCUAUGGAGAUUGCAUGGGGGUGUGCUCAAUUUCAUACACCUGUCAGCAACAGGUGUAGCUAAAAUAGCCAAAUCCACUAAUUUGAAGGGGUGUCCACAUACUUUUGUACGAAAGUAUUCAGCCCCCUUCACAUCUUUCCUAUUUUGUUGCCUUACAACCUGGAAUUAAAAUGGAUUUUUGGGGGGUUUGUAUCAUUUGAUUUACACAACAUGCCUACCACUUUGAAGAUGAAAAAUAUUUUUUAUUGUGAAACAAACAAGAAAUAACACAAAAAACUAAAACUUGAGCGUGCAUAGCUAUUCACCCCCCCAAAGUCAAUACUUUGUAGAGCCACCUUUUGCAGCAAUUACAGCUGCAAUCUCUUUGGGGUAUGUCUCUAUAAGCUUGGCACAUCUAGCCACUGGGAUUUUUGUCCAUUCUUCAAGGCAAAACUGCUCCAGCUCCUUCAAGUUGGAUGGUUUCUGCUGGUGUACAGCAAUCUUUAAGUCAUACCACAUAUUCUCAAUUGGAUUGAGGUCCGGGCUUUGACUAGGCCAUUCCAAGACAUUUAAAUGUUUCCCCUUAAACCACUCGAGUGUUGCUUUAGUAGUAUGCUUAGGGUCAUUGUCCUGCUGGAAGGUGAACCUCCGUCCCAGUCUCAAAUCUCUGGAAGACUGAAACAGGUUUCCCUCAAGAAUUUCCCUGUAUUUAGCGCCAUCCAUCAUUCCUACAAUUUUGAACAGUUUCCCAGUCCCUACCGAUGAAAAACAUCCCCACAGCAUGAUGGCAUGAUGGUGUUCUCGGGGUGAUGAGAGGUGUUGGGUUUGCGCCAGACAUAGCGUUCCUUGAUGGCCAAAAAGCUCAAUUUUAGUGUUAUCUGACCAGAGUACCUUCUUCCAUAUGUUUGGGGAGUAUCCCUCAUGCCUUUUGGUGAACACCAAACUUGUUUGCUUAUUUUCUUCUUCAAGCAAUGGCUUUUUUCUGGCCGCUCUUCCGUAAAAGCCCAGCUCUGUGGAGUGUACGGCUUAAAGUGGUCCUAUGGACAGAUACUCCAAUCUCUGCUGUGGAGCAUUGCAGCUCCUUCAGGGUUAUCUUAGGUCUCUUUGUUGCCUCUCUGAUUAAUGCCCUCCUUGCCUGGUCCGUGUUUUGGUGGGCGGCCCUCUCUUGGCAGGUUUGUUGUGGUGCCAUAUUCUUUCCAUUUUUUAAUAAUGGAUUUAAUGGUGCUCCGUGGGAUGUUCAAAAUUUUCAGAUAUUUUUUCAAAACCCAACCCUGAUCUGUACUUCUCCACAACUUUGUCCCUGACCUGUUUGGAGAGCUCUUUGGUCUUCAUGAUGCCGCUUGCUUGGUGGUGCCCCUUGCUUAGUGGUGUUGCAGACUCUGGGGCUUUUCAGAACAGGUGUCUAUAUACUGAGAUCACGUGACAGAUCAUAUGACACUUAGACUGCACACAGGUGGACUUUAUUUAACUAAUUAUGUGACUUCUGAAGGUAAUUGGCUGCACCAGAUUAUUUAGGGGCUUCAUAGCAAAGGGGGUGAAUACAUAUGCACGCACCACUUUUCCGUUAUUUAUUCUUUUGAAUUAUUUGAAAAAAGAAUUUUUUUCAUUUCACUUCACCAAUUUGGACUAUUUUGUGUAUGUCCAUUACAUGAAAUCCAAAAAAAACUCAAUUUAAAUUAUAGUUUGUAAUGCAACAAAACAGGAAAAACGCCAAGGGGAAUUAAUACUUUUGCAAGGCACUGUAGUGUAUCUUUCUUCUCUCUGACUCACUCUUACUCUUACUAGAUUUCUGUCUUUCUUUUAUUUUUCUCUAGGUAAGGUCAGACUAUGAGCAGCUCAGACACACCUAAAGUGCUGUGAGUCAGGAGAGAGACUUAGCCCAACAGGAGAAUAUACGGCUCCAAGGCAAACUGGAGAACCUCGAGCAGGUCCUCAAGGUGAGAAUCCGUCUGUCCGUCCAUCCGUCCAUCCGUCCAUUCAUCCAUCCUAGCUCUCCUACAUUCACUGCUGCUGUUCUUCCAUCUCAACAGUAAGCUCUGUCAGCCAAUCAUGAGAUAUGGAUUAAACAUCAUAGACAGGGUUCUAUAAGGCCUUUGCAAUCUGAUUGGGUUAGGUUAAGGUAAGGCUAGAUCACUAGAUCAAUCUUUUCUGAAAAUCCGAUUGGACAAAUGGAUCUAUCUACAAAGUCUAUCCUAUGAGUUAUAGAAUACAUCUUUCUUCCCAAUAAAAGUGUGUAAGUCAUGAGUUUUGUCAUUUGUUUUGCAGGAAACUUUUUUUCAUUAGACCCUUGUAUGCCAAUAGCAAUCAGCAGCAGUCUCAUAGCAGUGUGAAAUAUGCUCUCAUUACAAAUCACUGCUUCCCUCCAUUCCAUAUUGAUUGUCUGUUUGUAAGGAGUGGCUAUAUUUGAGAGAAAAAUGUACCCAUCUGAGAAAAUUGACUCCUGCUCCUAAAAAAUAAAAGAAGUGUGUGUUACUUUCUCAUUGCCUAUUGAUUUGUACGGAUGUGGAGAUUGCAUGUUGGAGAACAUUAUGGAGAGAGAUGAGGAUGGAGAAAGCAGAGAAAAACUCUGAAAAGGGAGAAUGAAAAAAUAUAAGUGAGAGAUUUCCCGAAGUGGAGCACUCUCCUUAGUUUCCAGUGUGCUCAAUGUUUCAGGGAUAAUAGUUGGUACUUUUUCACCAUUGCAUAACCAUGUUACCAAGAUUGUGCUAUACCUCAGCAUUUUCAGAGAGAGAUAUUCACUGACAUAAUAGCGCCAUAAAGUUGGCUAAUCUGAAUAAGUGGAGUCUUAAACAGAGAAGUAGCAUCUUUGUUGCUGUGGAUGAGGAUGAUGAUGGCGACGAUAACGAUGACGAUGGUUAGGAGAAUCAGUUAGCUGUACGCUAUUGUCUGAUCACUGUGUAUGAGAGCCAGAGGACUAUCGGCCAGUCCAUUUUGGAGCUUUUGAAUGACCAACAACCGCAUCUGACAGAAUGAUCCUAGUGACAGUCCCUCAGUCCCUCAGUCACUGGAGUCUCCUGUGUCUCUAGCAGAGCUUAAGACUCCUCUGUGAUUAUGCAAAGCAGUGCCUGCUCAGGACACAUCUGAGCAUCUCUGGGGAGAAAGAGGCUUUCCUUCUUCCAGAGAGAAAAAGAUGAAUGUCAGAGUUUAUAAGCUGCUUUAUGUUUUUAAACUCCAAGAAACAUCUUACGUUCCUAACUCCAACUCCUACCGGUGGCAGCUGCUCUUAACUCUGGAGAUACAGUCAUAAUGACUCAUUUGGGAGUGGGUGACUAUACACUGAGUGUACAAAACUUUAGGAACACCUUCCUAAUAUUGAGUUGCACCCCCUUUUGCCCUCAGAACAGCCUCGAUCGUCUGGGCAUGGACUCUACAAGCUGUCGGAAGCAUUCCACAGGGAUGGCCCAUGUGGACUCCAAUGCUUCCCACAGUUGUUUCAAGUUGUCUGGGUGGUGGUGGAGCAUUCUUGAUACACACAGGAAUCUGAUGAGCGUGAAAAACCCAGCAGCAUUGCAGUUCUUGACACACUCAAACUGGUGCGCCUGGUGCAGGUGUAGCUAAUGUUUUGUACACUCAGUGUAUUUGAUUGAUCACAGGAAUCAGUGAGACGGACUAGAUAUGGCGUCAAUAGAGGUAGACAAGCUUCAUACCGUUUGAAUGGAAAACGAGAGCUUUCUUUCUACUUUUGCCUUUUACCUUUGAUGUAUUGUUCAACUGGUAUUAUGGGUGCUGUAAAUGUGUUUGGACUGUGUUGUAACCAUUCCGUGAUCCAUUUGGAUAUUUUCAAGGCAUAGUUACCGCACUAUGAUCAUGGGUUGUGAUCCGGUGUCCCCAGCAUGUGAACGUGUAUUGACCAUGUUGUGACCCAGUCUCCCCAGCAUAUGAACGCGUAUUGACCGUGUUGUGACCCAGUCUCCCCAGCAUAUGAACGUGUAUUGACCAUGUUGUGACCCAGUCUCCCCAGCAUAUGAACGUGUAUUGACCAUGUUGUGACCUGGUCUCCCCAGCAUAUGAACGUGUAUUGACGGUGUUGUGACCCAGUCUCCCCAGCAUAUGAAUGUGUAUUGACUGCAUUGUUUGUGACCUGGUCUCCCCAGCAUAUGAACGUGUAUUGACUGCAUUGUUUGUGACCUGGUCUCCCCAGCAUAUUAACGUGUAUUGACUGCAUUGUUUGUGACCUGGUCUCCCCAGCAUAUGAACGUGUAUUGACCGCAUUGUUUGUGACCUGGUCUCCCCAGCAUUUGCGAGAGGCUGCUGAGAGGAGGCAGCAGUUGGAUGAAGAGCAUGAGCAGGCCCUGGCUGUCCUCACCACCAAGCAGCAGAAUAUCCACCUUCUGCAUAGGGUAAGCCCAUAACACCCCACCGCGCCUCCGACCCUAGACUCCAACCAUCACCACAGUGGUCAUGAGAAUAGAAAGGUUCUGAACUUUUGGAAAACAUCACAGUACAGUUGAAAAAUAUAUGGCAAAUAGAAAUCCAAUAUGGAUGGUGUUAAAUGGAGCUGAAGGAUGGGACUAAUAACAACAACUAAUAACAUUUUAGUCAUUUAGCAGACACUCUUAUCCAUAGCAAUUAGGGUUAAGUGCCUUGCUCAAGGGCACAUCGACAGAUUUUUCACCUAGUCAGCUCGGGGAUUAGAACCAGCGACCUUUCGGUUACUGGCACAACGCUCUUAACCACUAAGCUACCUGCCGCCCCAACAACAACAUAACUAAGGUAAAGCAUACUGUGUCCAUAAUAAGUAUAUAGGUUAUAGGUUGAGAGCUUUUGUGAAAGAGCACAGUUAGAAAAAUAUGGCAUAUAGAAGUAAACCAGAUGGACAUCAUGAAAAUGAUUGGAGGAAGUUCAGGAGUAAAAACAAACAAAAUAUAAUUAUUGUAGAAUUUGACUGUGUCCAUAAAAUGUAUAUAGUAUGUAUGGGCUGGAAGUAGAGGCCUAAGAGUUGUUGUUCACUAGUUUACUCCAAUUGGGGAAGGGGUGGUAGGGUUGGAAAGUAAUGAAGGGAAAUAUAAUUUUAAAAAGGAUAUGUGUGUGUGUAUGUAUGUAUAUACAGUGGGGAGAACAAGUAUUUGAUACACUGACGAUUUUGCAGGUUUUCCUACUUAUAAAGCAUGUAGAGGUCUGUAAUUUUUAUAAUAGGUACACUUCAACUGUGAGAGACGGAAUCUAAAUUAAAAAUCCAGAAAAUCACAUUGUAUGAUUUUUAAGUAAUGAAUUUGCAUUUUAUUGCAUGACAUAAGUAUUUGAUACAUCAGAAAAGCAGAACUUAAUAUUUGGUACAAAAACCUUUGUUUGCAAUUACAGAGAUCAUACGUUUCCUGUAGGUCUUGACCAGGUUUGCACACACUGCAGCAGGGAUUUUGGCCCACUCCUCCAUACAGACCUUCUCUAGAUCCUUCAGGUUUCGGGGCUGUCGCUGGGCAAUACGGACUGGGCAACACGGACUUUCAGCUCCCUCCAAAGAUUUUCUAUUGGGUUCAGGUCUGGAGACUGGCUAGGCCACUCCAGGACCUUGAGAUGCUUCUUACGGAGCCACUCCUUAGUUGCCCUGGCUGUGCGUUUCGGGUCGUUGUCAUGCUUGAAGACCCAGCCACGACCCAUCUUCAAUGCUCUUACUGAGGGAAGGAGGUUGUUGGCCAAGAUCUCGCGAUACAUGGCCCCAUCCAUCCUCCUCUCAAUACUGUAAGUCGCCCUGGAUAAGAGCGUCUGCUAAAUGACUAAAAUGUAAAUGACCUUCUCUGGAUCAUCCAGAUGGUCAUUGGCAAACUUCAGACGGGCCUGGACAUGUGCUGGCUUGAGCAGGGGGACCUUGCGUGCGCUGCAGGAUUUUAAUCCAUGACGGCGUAGUGUGUUACUAAUGGUUUUAUUUGAGACUGUGGUCCCAGCUCUCUUCAGGUCAUUGACCAGGUCCUGCCGUGUAGUUCUGGGCUGAUCCCUCACCUUCCUCAUGAUCAUUGAUGCCCCACGAGGUGAGAUCUUGCAUGGAGCCCCAGACCGAGUGUGAUUGACCGUCAUCUUGAACUUCUUCCAUUUUCUAAUAAUUGCGCCAACAGUUGUUGCCUUCUCACCAAGCUGCUUGCCUAUUGUCCUGUAGCCCAUCCCAGCGUUGUGCAGGUCUACAAUUUUAUCCCUGAUGUCCUUACACAGCUCUCUGGUCUUGGCCAUUGUGGAGAGGUUGGAGUCUGUUUGAUUGAGUGUGUGGACAGGUGUAUUUUAUACAGGUAACGAAUUCAAACAGGUGCAGUUAAUACAGGUAAUGAGUGGAGAACAGGAGGGCUUCUUAAAGAAAAACUAACAGGUCUGUGAGAGCUGGAAUUCUUAGUGGUUGGUAGUUGAUCAAAUACUUAUGUCAUGCAAUAAAAUGCAAAUUAAUUACUUAAAAAUCAUACAAUGUGAUUUUCUGGAUUUUUGUUUUAGAUUCCGUCUCUCACAGUUGAAGUGUACCUUUAAUAAAAAUUACAGACCUUUACAUGCUUUGUAAGUAGGAAAACCUGCAAAAUCGGCAGUGUAUCAAAUACUUGUUCUCCCCACUGUAUAUGUGUGUGUAUGUGUGUGUGUGUAUGUGUGUGUAUAUAUAAAUAUAUAUAUAUAUAUAUAUAUAUAUAUAUAUAUAUAUAUAUAUAUAUAUAUGUGUAUAUUUGCGCGAAAAAAAAACAUAUGGGGGACUGGAAGUGAUGCAGACAAUUACAUUGAUGGAAGUUACAAUCUAUCUGAAAUAUUAAAGCUGAUCUACCCCCUACAUUUUUUAAACUAAAUUAAAUACAUAAAAAAUCUAAAAUCACCACAGUGGUCACUAAAGACAAUGUAUCAUGGUAACAGUGGUCAAGUAUGUGUGCAUUGAUUAGAGAGACUAGUAUCGUGCAUCUAUUAUGCAAUGUUCCCCCAAACACUGUAACUCAUGACCCAUGAAAAACAACAACAUUCUACCAUAGUCCUAGUGUGGAUAUGAAAUGUGAUGGGAAAGUUAAAGGGGCCAUAUAAUAAGUAGUCUCCUGUGAUUGUGUGUCUGUCUGUCUGUAAUGGCAGCAGUAAUCUGAGCUCCUAGAGAGCUGUGUGAAUCCCUGUGUGUUUUGUUUAGAGAGGAGCCGUGACAGACACACAGCAAUUAGAGCAGAUAGCAAGCACAGCACAGAUCUUACUCCCCAGAGACACCGCCUAAAGUUAACCAAGCACUUCAGUUUAGGGAGACAGAGAGAGAAUGUGUGUGUGCGUGUUUGUGUGUGUGUGUGUGUGUGUGUGUGUGUGUGUGUUAUUGAGAGUUGAACGAGGAUGUUUGCUUUUGAGUAUUGCUGUGUGUUUGUGUGUGUGCACACCUAUCUGUGUUUCAAUCGGUGUGUUUGUAUGCAUCUGCCGCAGCGUCCUCAUUUGAGGCCUCGUCCUUUGUCUGUUUUGUCCUUUACCUAAUGUAUUGUGCUGUGAUUUCAUUCAAUUAGCAAAUGCACAGAUGAUAUAUCACUGGAGUAGAACAGCAUUCUGUCCUUCUCGAUAUCAAAGCCAAUCUGGAUGAAACAGCUUGAUAUUAUGAGGCUUUUCUGAUGCACCUCAGUUGCAGGUUUUUAAAUUAGAAGUCAUAGCACCCCCUCCAUUUUGCCCAGUCUCCACUGUCCUCAGAUACCCCACAGCUGUGAGGCAUUAACUGCCUUUUUACUGUAGUCAGUAAACCAGUCUCUUUAAGACUAUUUCACCUUCUCAUGCUGUGCAGAGCUGACACCACUGAGGGUUCUGCAUGUGUCUGAUCUAGCACUGACAGUUCCUCUUGAGUUGUUGUUCAACUCAGACUGUCUCUUCUACGUCUGCAGUGUACCAAGAGCUGUGUCAAUUGUAUGCUUGAUGUAGCACUGACAGAGAGAGAAUGUGCAGUGCUCACUGUGUCACCUGCAGGUCCUAUAUGUCUGUGUGUCUGUGUUCUCUAGGCUCAGGUUGAAGCUGAGAGAGAGCAUGAGGGUGCGGUCCACCUGUUAGAGGUAAGUGGACAUGGAGGUCCGAUUGGCAAAGUGAGGAUGGCUUCCGUGGCUGUUUUCAAAAUGGCUGUCAAUUGACUGAGACAUGUGGUUUUGUUUGUGUAUGCAAGAAACAUUGAUGCAUAUGAAAAUACCUAAAUUGCAUUGUUUUAAUUCCACGAAAUCCGUAUUGCCUUUCAUGAAAAACAAGAGUUUGAGGUAAACCUGGUUAAUCCCAAAUGAUACUCUAUACUGUAUUUGUAUUGCUUUUUGAGGCUUUUGUUGAGUGGGGAGUUAAGUACUGAUGAGCAUGGAAUACACAGAGAGUUGGGUCAGCAAAACCUCAUCCUGCCCAUAACUCUCUCCAUUACGACUCAGUUAGACCGCUCAACACUGCCGUUGCUCAGACUAAGCUCAGAAGCUCUCAUCCCAGCCACGGCAAUAAUGGAUCUGGAGAAACCUCUUUUACAGAAAAAUCAACAUGAGUUCAGGGGGCAACCAUCCAGAAGAUGGAAUAUCUACAGUGCAGAGGAGUUGCAUUAGGACUGGCACUGUGCACAGAGAAUUAUUAUUUGGGGUGUUUUCUUUUAGAAUACUCAUUGUAGAUGAUAUUCCCCAUAGGGGACUCUUCGUACCUACUUGUUUUGUAAUGUUUUUUUUUUUCUCAUUUAUUUACAUGAUUUUGCAUUGAUUACUGUAUUAUGUAUGCAUUGAUUGCAUACGAUGUAACAGUUUGAUUUGGGUGUUUGUUUUCUUUCAUCUUUAUUCAAUGUCAUUGUGUGUUUCUAUGUUUUUAUUUUGUGUCUGAACAGAACCAUUUGGACAGAAUGCAGGUAUUUAUGUUUCCCACCCUGAAACAUCUGCAGUUGAAGUCGGAAGUUUACAUACACUUAGGUUGGAGUCAUUAAAACUCGUUUUUCAACCACUCCACACAUUUUUUGUUAACAAACUAUUGUUUUGGCAAGUCGGUUAGGACAUCUACUUUGUGCAUGACACAAGUACUUUUUCCAACAAUUGUUUACAGACCGAUUAUUUCACUUAUAAUUCACUGUAUCACAAUUCCAGUGGGUCAGAAGAAUACAUACACUAAGUUGACUGUGCCUUUAACAGCUUGGAAAAUUCCAGAAAAUGAUGUCAUGGCUUUAGAAGCUUCUAAUAGGCUAAUUGACAUCAUUUGAGUCAAUUGGAGGUGUACCUGUGGAUGUAUUUCAAGGCCUACCUUCAAACUCAGUGCCUCUUUGCUUGACAUCAUGGGAAAAUCAAAAGAAAUCAGCCAAGACCUCAGAAAAAAAAUUGUAGACCGCCACAAAUCUGGUUCAUCCUUGGGAGCAAUUUCCAAACGCCGGAAGGUACCACAUUCAUCUGUACAAACAAUGGUACGCAAGUAUAAACGCCAUGGGACCACGCAGCCGUCAUACCGCUCAGGAAGGAGACGCUUUAUGUCUCCUAGAGAUGAAUGUACUUUGGUGCAAAAAGUGCAAAUCUAUCCCAGAACAACAGCAAAGGACCUUGUGAAGUUGCUGGAGGAAACAGGUACAAACGUAUCUAUAUCCACAGUAAAACAAGUCCUAUAUCGACAUAACCUGAAAGGCCGCUCAGCAAGGAAGAAGCCACUGCUCCAAAACUGCCAUAAAAAGCCAGACUACGGUUUACAACUGCACAUGGGGACAAAUAUCGUACGUUUUGGAGAAAUGUCCUCUUGUCUGAUGAAACAAAAAUAUAACUGUUUGGCCAUAAUGACCAUCGUUAUGUUUGGAGGAAAAAGCGUGUGCGAGCAAGGAGGCCUACAAACCUGACUCAGUUACACCAGCUCUGUCAGGAGGAAUGGGCCAAAAUUCCAACCUAUUGUGGGAAGCUUGUGGAAGCUUGUGGAAGGCUACCCGAAACGUUUGACCCAAGUUAAACAAUUUAAAGGCAAUGCUACCAAAUACUAAUUGAGUGUAUGUAAACUUCUGACCCACUGGGAAUGUGAUGAAAGAAUUAAAAGCUGAAAUAAAUAACUCUCUCUACUAUUAUGCUGACAUUUCACAUUCUUAAAAUAAAGUGGUGAUCCUAACUGACCUAAAACAGGGAAUUUUUACUAGGAUUAAAUGUCAGGAAUUGUGAGAAACUGGGUGUAUGUAAACUUCCGACUUCAACUGUAGAUACCCAGUGUUCAUCAUCUCCAUGGUCACAUCCUUCCUAUAGCCUUUAAAUCGUCUCAGUGAAUCACUUGGGCUCUAAUUCACAUCAGUGCAUAUGUUAUGGUAAUUAGGCAAUCAUACAUAUACUAAUAUUGAAUUAGAUUGAAUUAUAUAAACAGAGCCCCAUGUUGGUACUGGAUCACACUAUAGAUCCUCUUCUGCCUCCUCUGUACUGCAGUCCAAAGUUACGACCCAAAUGGUACCCUAUUCCCUAUAUAUUGCACUACUUAUGACCAGGGCCUUUAGGGCUCUGGUCAAAGGUAGUGCACUGUAUAGUAGUAGGGAAUAGGGUGCCAUUUGGUACGCCUCCCAGAUGUUUUGUAACAUCAAAGCACAUUUGAUUUCCUUGUUUCCAUUUGAAAACGAAGCAGAACAAAGUAGUGGCUCCCCGAUGGCUGUUCAUUCAUCCUCAGUUACUGUAUCUCAGCCCAUCUUGCAGCCCAGUGUUCUGACUCUGAACCAUCUAGUUUUAUCGCUGGGUGAAACCAACUUUCCCCGUGGGUAAGACCCUGGCUUGUCUUAUCUCUUACCCAGCAGGCCAUGGGGUUUGAGCCUUGUAGCUUUCAGAGAAAACCCAACGGUUGUUAACUCAAGGCUCUAAUCAUCGUCUCGGAGCUGCUUAGAUAAUGUCUUUAAUGUACAGUAUAUACUUUUCUAAGCCUCUUAACUCUUCGUAGUGCUUGGCUUUGGUUAUCAAAGUGUAUCAGUGUUGCACAGCCUCUUCUUCCAUAUACGUUGAUUACUCGGCAGUCAGUGUUUUUUAUAUGAAAUGGCUCUUUUGGGAUCCCGUGCCGUAAUUGGUUCGGCUUGCGAUCUGCAGCACCAGAUAAGGAUUUAAGCCAUUGACUAGUUGAACUCAUAGCCAUGUAGAGUCCAAAAAUUAUGCAGAAAAAUUAAUCCAUGCAUUUGUUACUUCUAGGUUAGACUACUGCAAUGCUCUAUUUUCCGGCUACCCGGAUAAAGCACUAAAUAAACUUCAGUUAGUGCUAAAUACGGCUGCUAGAAUCCUGACUAGAACCAAGAAAUUUGAUCAUAUUACUCCAGUGCUAGCUUCCCUACACUGGCUUCCUGUUAAGGCAAGGGCUGAUUUCAAGGUUUUACUGUUAACCUAUAAAGCGUUACAUGGGCUUGCUCCUACCUAUCUUUCCGAGUUGGUCCUGCCGUACAUACCAAUACGUACGCUACGGUCACAAGACGCAGGCCUCCUAAUUGUCCCUAGAAUUUCUAAGCAAACAGCGGGAGGCAGGGCUUUCUCCUAUAGAUCUCCAUUUUUAUGGAACAGUCUGCCUACCCAUGUGAGAGACGCAGACUCGGUCUCAACCUUUAAGUCUUUACUGAAGACUUAUCUCUUCAGUAGGUCAUAUGAUUGAGUGUAGUCUGGCCCAGGAGUGUGAAGGUGAACGGAAAGGCUGGAGCAACGAACAGCCCUUGCUGUCUCUGCCAGGCCGGUUCCCCUCUCCACUGGGGUUCUCUGCCUCUAACCCUGUUGCAGGGGCUGAGUCACUGGCUUGCUGGUGCUCUUUCAUGCCGUCCCUGGGAGGGGUGCGUCACUUGAGUGGGUUGAGUUACUGACGUGAUCUUCCUGUCUGGGUUGGCGCCCCCCCCUUGGUUUGUGCUGUGGUGGAGACCUCUGUGGGCUAUACUCGGCCUUGUCUCAGGAUUAUAAGUUGGUGGUUGGGGAUAUCCCUCUAGUGGUGCGGGGGCUGUGCUUUGGCGGAGUGGGUGGGGUUAUAUCCUUCCUGUUUGGCCCUGUCCGGGGGUUUCUUCGGAUGGGGCCACAGUGUCUCCGGACCGCUCCUGUCUCAGCCUCCAGUAUUUAUGCUGCAGUAGUUUAUGUGUUGGGGGGCUGGGGUUAGUUGGUUAUACCUGGAGUACUUCUCCUGUCUUAUCCAGUGUCCUGUGUGAAUUUAAGUAUGCUCUCUCUAAUUCUCUCGUUCUCUCUUUCUCUCUGAGAACCUGAGCCCUAGGACCAUACGUCAGGACUACCGGGCAUGAUGACACCUUGCUGUCCCCAGUCCGCCUGGCCUUGCUGCUAUUCCAGUUUCAACUGUUCUGCCUGCGGCUACGAAACCCCUACCUGUCCCAGACCUGCUGUUUUCAACUCUUAAUGAUCGGCUAUGAAAAGCCAACUGAGAGACCUGAGCCCUAGGACCAUACGUCGGGACUACCGGCCGUGGUGACUCCUUGCUGUCCCCAGUCCGCCUGGCCUUGCUGCUAUUCCAGUUUCAACUGUUCUGCCUGCGGUUAUGGAACCCCUACCUGUCCCAGACCUGCUGUUUUCAACUCUUAAUGAUCGGCUAUGAAAUGCCAACUGAGAUUUAUUCCUGAUUAUUAUUUGACCAUGCUUGUCACUUAUGAACAUUUUUGAACAUCUUGGCAUGGUUCUGUUAUAAUCUCCACCCGGCACAGCCAGAAGAGGACUGGCCACCCCUCAUAGCCUGGUUCCUCUCUAGGUUUCUUCCUAGGUUUUCGCCUUUCUAGGGAGUUUUUCCUAGCCACCGUGCUUCUACACCUGCAUUACUAGCUGUUUGGGGUUUUAGGCUGGGUUUCUGUACAGCACUUCGAGAUAUUAGCUGAUGUAAGAAGGGCUAUAUAAAAUAAAAUUGAUUGAUUGAUAGAGGUAUAUUAUGUACAUGUUAUUAACAUAAAACAUGCAUUGCUUUGUAAUAGAUCCCUUGUGGCUCAUUUGGUGGAGCAUGGCGCUUGCAACGUCAGGGUUGUGGGUUUAAUUCCCACAGGGGACCAGUAUGAAAAUGUAUGUAAGUUGCUCUGGAUAAGAGCUUCUGAUAAAUGACUAAAAUAUAAAUGUAAUACAGUGUAUUCCCUUCUAAAGAUGUGCUACAUAGGAACACAAAAACCUUCCAUUGAUUGAUUAUGUCUCUCUCUCUCCUCCCCUCUAUAUCACAUACCUGUCCACGGAAGGUCAAGGUUCGCGACCUGGAGCAGAAAUGCAGGUCACAGACUAAACCGUUUGGCCAAUUGUCCAAGAGCCUGGAAGAUUUCCUUCUGGAGGCGGAUACUGUGGACAUCCUCAGCACUGAGUCUUUCUCCAAACACAAAAUUCACCUUUCCCCGGAAAGUAAACUCUCCCAAAUCCUCAACGGACUGGCCGCCCAGGCAGGGAAAGGUGAGAGCUCCCAGCCCUGCCCUCUGUAAGAACAUUGUGCUGUCAGAAGACAUAAAUAUGAAGCAGAAAAGUGCCUAGCUUUAGAGAGUCAAAGUACAUGCAUCAUAUCUGGCAUUUUAUUCAAACUGUGUAUCUCAUCAAUCAAGACCAAUGGACGGUUCUGAAUGUAUGUACACAUGUACACACCCUUGUUCGUGCUCCAGAUGAGGCUCUGUCAGUCAUUAUGCCUGGGUAAUUAAUUAAUUCAAAAUGGAACAAGACAGUAAUAGAAGCCGACAGGAGUGAGGUUGGGAGAGUGGGAGAUAGAGAGGGAAAAUUGGCAGCUAAACUGGUUGGUGUGAGUCAGAGUGAGGACCUGCUUCUCUCUUCAGCCCAUCUCAGUGGUAGGCCAGUCUGAACCACUGUGGAAAUUGAGGAAAUGCUGCUAUAUUCAUGAUCAAUAACACAGCUCAUUGAUCAGAGGGCUGAUAUAUGACAUCUGCUAAUGAGAGCCAACACAUUAGUAUUCUAACCCCACAUACUAUAACCUGCCAGCUAAUACAUUCAGCAGAAUCAGUAAUGCAGAUACCAUAGAUUAGAAGGCUCUGAGAUACUGCUCUAGAUAUCCUCUACUCACUUUACUGCAGUGAAAAUGCUACUGUACGGUUGUAAUCUGGUACCAUGAUGAACCAAAUCCAACCACCAAGAAUUUUAAUUCCAUAUUUUUGUCUAAAAUGUGAAAUGACCUAGGCUUGGCGUCGUGUAGGGGGUGUGUCUACGAGAACUCUGUGAUGGCUGUGCCCUGGUCCCUGUCAGCUGUGUCUUUAGAGAGUGUUAACCAUCAGGGAAAUGCAUUGCAGAUGUGUCAGGCAUAAAGAGCACAGCCAGGUCCUGGCCAUAUACUGUAGUGUGUUUGCUGUCUACUCCCCUGAACAGGAAAUCAAUAGCUGUACCAUGAAUGAGAGCAGAAGGGAUGCCAGAUGCUCUUUAUUUGGUGUGGAAAUUGACGUUUCCCAGGCAAUGAGAGCUCGGCAAACACUCAGCUGAUAUCCAAGUUCCUCCGUCCACUGCAGAUUGUAGACAGAGACAGGCCGGAGCUGCUAUCUGUCAAUCCCACCGCCGUGACAACGAGCUGCCCCAGCAGCCCACGACGGGCGACCCCCUCAGAGGUGGGUACCGCCUCUCUUCUCUUCUCAUACAGAGACAAAGUCACAAUGCAAAAGCAUGAGGGUGCUUUAUCUUUGCUAUUAUCAACAUAUGGGCUAUUCAUGGAACAGCUGUAUAAUAGCACACGAUACCAGUCAGCUGAGCUAUAGCUGUAAAACCUAUGGGUUUAGCACCGGACAGCAACAUGACUCUCCUGUGGCAACUGUCAGAGAAGUAGAACUAGAGAGUAUAAGGGUUGAAGUAUUUAGAUGCAACUCUAUAAUUACUCCUCUGCCCCUGUGUUCCUGCAGAUGGAGGAUGAGGUCAGCCCUGCGCCCAGGUCCAAGCCUCGCUACACCGGCACGGUCCGUCUCUGCACCGCCCGCUACAGGUGGGACUAUUCAGUCUGUCUCACAACACCUGGGACAACUGGAUCAAAUAUGGCUCUGGUCUAGGGCGUAAUGUCAGUGUCAGCAAGCCGCACGUUACACCCUGGACCAGAGUUAGAUCACCGAGUACCUCAACCUGCACAUCGGAAGCACUCUUUUCGCCAUAAAAAUCUUGUAGUAUAUCUUGUAGUCAGGAGCACAUCAAUAUGUUGAACACCCUCCUCUCUCUUGUUGUGUAGUUACAAUCCUUACGAUGGACCAAAUGAGCAUCCAGAGGCAGAGCUCCCCCUGGUGGCUGGGAAGUACCUGUACGUGUAUGGCACCAUGGACGACGACGGCUUCUACGAAGGUGAGAGUGAAUCCAGGGCUACUACUUUGACUUUGCUGCUAACUUCUUUAUUGAGGGCAAAUGUACUUACUACAACUGUGAUAUGUGGUUGUCUCACCUAGCUAUCUUAAGACGAAUGCACUAACUAAGUCACUCUGGAUUAGAGCGUCUGCUAAAUGGCUGAAAUGUAAAUGUCCUACACACAUUCCACGCACACACUUCACCACUGGCAUCAGUAUCAACAGGGCCUGCAUCUAAUCUCAUUAGAAUUAUGAAGGCUUUUUCAUCCACGGCUACGCUAAUCCUCCUAGCAUCCCUGGCCCAGACUUCAGCCUGCUUCAGCAGCUUUGGUGAGUCAUCACUUGCAGCCAUGGGCGGUGGUGUUGGUGGUGGUGGGUGAGAAUACCUGGCUGGCUGCAUGGAGGAGGAAGAGGUUUGUAUUUACCACAGGGAUACAGGGGCUCAGACCAAGCUGUUGUCAAGAUGCAACCUGAGCACUGUAGCUCGACGGCUAAUCCAGCAAGGCCUGAUUAAUCACAGACAUAUUCCCCUGCGGACGGAGAGCUAGGGCCUCCCAGCCUCACUACUGUACUGACUGGAAUGAUGAGAUAGAGAGGGAGAGGACAGUCAGGAUGUCUUUGAAAAGCAAGUACAGUACUGAUGAGCGAAAGAGGUUGGUGGUUAUAGUGAAUUGGGUGCCAUUUCAGACGCACCCUUAGUUCCAUCCACUGUGCAGGAAUAGGUUUUUAACCCCCCGUACUUCCUGGAGAAAGUGAUGAUGGCAUUAUAACCCUAUCCUUCCUUCUCUGUCUGAUCCGAGAGAACAGUCCCUACCAGCACCACAGGGUCUCUCUUCCCACUCAUGUCGUCCUGGGAAAAUAGAUCACACUUCCAUUGAGUCACGAGAGCUCUCGUUAUUAUUUUCCUUUCUCUUUUUUCACUAAUGAGAUGGUCUAUUUUUAGCUGAUGUUAACAUUUGCAGCAGGCAUCAUUAAAGGCUUGAGCGUGCCAUAGAUUCCCCCUGAGACGGCCAUGUGUGAAUGGUGUCUAUCGUCAGGCUACUGUGUGUCAGAACAGAACAGAACAGGGUUCCUGGAAGGUGUUACUGUGUCUGACUGAAUAAUCACGCAAUUAAAUCUUCACAGCCAGCGAAUCCUGAGUGGUAUUACAUUACAGAAAUAUCCAUAUUCUGCUUAACUCUUUUGAUACCUUCUUUACAUACUUCAUUGCCAUAUAAAUAUACAUUCCUUUAUACAUACUAAAGGUACUUUUUCAUGGAAUAACAUGUUUGGGGACAAGAUUUGUAGAGGAAUUUGCAGAAGAGAGAGGGUUGUGGGUUUGUAUUUUGUUGAUAAUAAAGUAAGUAUCUCUCUCUGUCUGUCUCUGUGUGCUCCAGGGGAGCUACUGGACGGCCAGCGAGGGCUGGUCCCGUCCAACUUUGUGGAGUUUGUCCAAGACAAGGAGAAACCAUCCCUCCAGCCAGGGGACAUAGAGGAAGACCUGGGCUCUCUGGACCAUACCCCCCUUGGCCUGAUGGGGGUGGAUGGAGGGGCCCCUCAGGAUGGGCUACUGGGUUCCACCAACCCCCUGGGCCCCUGCAGCAACGGCACAGGGCCCCUGGACCCUGAGGAUCUGGUCGAUGACAUUGUGCCUUACCCCCGGAAGAUCACCCUGAUCAAGCAGUUGGCCCGUAGCGUCAUUGUGGCCUGGGAGACACCCAUGGUGCCUCUGGGCUGGGGAAACAUCAGCUGCUACAACGUGCUGGUGGAUGGCGAGGUGCGUGCCAGCGUACCCUACGGCGGCAGGACCAAGUCGUUGUUGGAGAAGCUGGAUCUGGACACCUAUACGCACCGCGUGUCCGUACAGAGUGUGACAGACAGGGGCCUGUCGGACGAGCUGCGCUGCACCCUGAUGGUGGGAGCCAACGUGGUGGUGGCGCCGUACAGACUGCGUGUGGACGACAUCCUGCGCGACUCAGCCGAGCUCUCCUGGUUGCCCAGCAACAGUAACUAUGGGCACACAGUGUUCCUGGACGGGGCGGAGCAUGCGGUGGUGAAGCCGGGGAGGUACAGGCUGCGCUUUGUUAACCUCAAGGCCAUGACAGUAUACAAGGUGAGGGUGGUGGCCCGGCCACACCAGGUGCCAUGGCAACUGCUCAUGGAGCAGAGGGAGAAGAAGGAGGCUGCUGUGGAGUUCUGCACACAAGCUGCUGGUGAGGCCCGGUUUGCUCUUUUAUUAAGUCUAAGUGUUUCUGUUGCCCACAUACAUAUAUUUGUUCUUCUGUCAUCUAUAAUGUUUUAUAGAAAGUUUGGAUAAAAGUCCAUUGGGUUAUUUGUUAGACAUAGACCGUUAAGGUAAGAUAUAUAGAUGACUCGUGUCCUUACCCGUGCUAUGUAUGUCUGUUAUGUUUUGUCCAGGUCCAGGACCAUAUUCCAGAUCAGGUCAGAAUGAAGACCAGUUGGGUUAUGGUGGUUUUGGGAAAAGUAGGAAGUAGCUUUUGAUUGGCAUGAGCAACUGACACAUUGAAUGAAAACAAGCUAACAGCACUUUAAAACCUAAGAAACUAUCAUGAGUAACUUCCUCAGCUUUUCCCUCCCUUUGGCUCAAUGCUAAUAUACAUUAUAGAUGAAAGUUACAUCCCAAAUGGCACCAUAUUCCUUAUAUAGUGCACUACUUUUGAACAGAGCCUUGGUCAAAAGUAGUUGACUAUAUAGGAAAUGGGGUGCCAUUUGGGAUGCAUCCUAAAGCUUCUGAAGUAACUCCCACCCACUCUAUCCUUCACUGAAAUUACCACAUCAGUAUCCGUGUGCAUUUCCCUCUGCCUGAGUGGUGACAUCACUGUGAUGUCCUGCAUGAUGUACCUAGUGAACCAGGAAAGAACAGGCUGUACUCAUUCAACUCACACUGACGCCUUUCAUACACAAGACACACACACACACACACACACACACACACACACACACACACAUAGACAGACUAUACAGACGGACACACACCACAUAAGCACAUUCACACACACACACACACACACACACACACACACAGUAAUGGUUUCAGGUGGCCUUGGGCCUCCCUUUGUUCCUUUCAGCCAUCUACUUUCACUCUUUCAUCAUACAAUACAUGGCAAACAACAUUCCAAAUAGCUUUCAAAUACUAUAUGGAUAAAUACAUUAGACUGUGAUUAGACUGAUUACAAAGCUAAAGAGUUUGAUAUUAAUCAGAGAAGACGUUUCAUGCAUUUAAGACUCACUCUAAAAAUAAUAGACACAAAUUUGAGCGGAUAUUACAUGGUGAUUGCUGAGGUGUAUGCAACCAACAGUGGAAAAGGGAAAGGGAGAUUUGUAUAUCACAGACUUGUCGCAAUCAUGUAAUUUCACAACAAAAAAGAGAUGAAACAAGUUAACAGCACUCAUGAAUGCUCCACUCACCUCCACUCCUUCCCUGUUUGUGUGUGUAUAACCUAUUUAGGUAGUAUCUAAUGUGUCGAUCCCCCCUCCAGGCCCCCCAUUACCCCCUCAGGAGGUGCAGGUGCAGUGUGGCCAUGCCCCGGGGGUCCUGCAGGUGCGCUGGAAGCCCCCUAUCCUCUCACCCACUGGAACCUCCAAUGGAGCCAGCGUCAUCGGAUACGCAGUCUGCACUAAAGGACAGAGGGUGAGUCAGUAACUGUGUGCCAAAGGACAGAAGGUGAGUAAGGGUAUACCCCAAGUGACAACGAAGUAUUUGAGAGUGAGUGAACUACAGAGUGUCAGAGUAUGUGAUAUGUGUGUGUAAUUGUGUCAUUGCAUCACCGCUGGCUUUAGUGCUCAGCAGUGCUACCUAGACAGCUCUCACUGUCAGUGCUAGUAUUCGCUAUAUACAAGGGCCUGUGAAAACCCUACAAAGCACACUCACUCCCUCUGCUGGUGAACAUGGAAUUAAAAUGGACAUCCUCUUUUUGUAGAGUUGCACAGGGUCUGUGUUAGGCAAACUGUCAAUACUAGUGGACAUUUCUCUGAAUUUAAGAGCAAUGCCAUUGGAAAGCAGUUGAAAGGAACACAACAAUGAAUUGAAUGUCAACAGUGUCCAACCCGAGGUAUGUGUGUUGUGUUUCCUCUCAGAUAGCGGAAGUGUUGUACCCUCUGGCUGACUAUGUGACAGUGGAGCUGAACAGGAUCCAGUGUCUGGAGGCCAGGGAGGUCAUCGUCAGGACGUUAUCAGCACAGGGAGAGUCCCAGGACUCCCACAUUGCCCCCAUUCCAAGCAACCUACUGUUGCCUCCUCCUCAUCCUGCCCCCCUGUCCCUUCCACACCCACACGCAGGGCACCCUCCACCUCACCCCCACGGCCCCCCCACCCCAUCUCCAGUCGCCUCACCUCCCCCACCCCCAACUACCCCCGCCUCACCCCCAGCCACCCUCACCCCUGCCUCACAGACAACCCUUCCCUAACCACAGUCCUCAGCCCCAGCCACACCUCCAAACCCUGCCCCCUCAUCCCGUCCCCCAGCCUCACCGACAGCCUCACCCCGCUCACCCUGGUGGUCCCCCACAGCCCCAGCCUCUGCACCUCCAGCCUCAUCCGCCCCACACAAUGCCCCAGCACCGCCUACCCCUGCUGCCCCACCCGCCCCCCCAGCUCCACCAGAGACCAGUAAGUGCCAGAGACCUGGAAGCCAAAGAGCAGGUGGUCCACCUUGGGGGCGUCCCCAGCCAGCCCUGGGACCCUGCCUGCUCCCCCUCCGCCCAGCCUCCUCCUGCCCCCAUGCACGGGCACAACCUGGAGGCGCCCCUCUCUGCCAACCACCGCUCGCCCUCCCCCCAGAGGAUCCUGCCCCAGCCCAGGGGCACCCCCAUCCCAGACCAAAUGGCCAAAGCCAUCGCCCGCGAGGCAGCACAGAGGGUGGCUGCAGAGAGUGGCAGAGUGAGUCAUUCAUACAUAAAGCCAAUCAAUGAUGCCCUGGUUAAAGCUCUAGUCUGAUAAUUUGUCUGUUGAAUUAAGUUACAAAUAUCUGCCUAUGGGUUGGGUUAGAUGGAGAGGAGAGUCGUCUACAAUGAGCAGGGCCAGGCCUUCCACCAACAGAACUCAGACGAGGAAGAGGAGGAUGAGGAAGGGUAUGGUCGCAGCCGCAGGAGACAGGGGGCCUCAGUAGAUGAGUUCCUCAGAGGGUCCGAGCUGGGCAGGCUGGUAAGACAGAAUAAAAAAGGUUUUGUCCAGGUGCUGGAUAUCCUAGUAUGAUUUCACACCUUUGUGUGUGUGUGUGUGUGCGUGCGUGCGUGUGUGUGUGUGUGUGUGUGUGAUUGUGUGUGUGUGUCUGUCAGGCCCACUACAGCCACAGUGAGGAGUACCACAGUGAUAGCAGCCGGGGCUCUGACCUUUCUGACAUCAUGGAGGAGGAUGAGGAGGAGCUCUACUCUGAGAUGCAGCUGGAGGAGGGACGACGACGCAACUCCCACAAUGCACUAAAGGUAGGAAUACCACUCAUAUAGUCUCUCAUCAAAGCUUAACAUUGAAAUGUUACAUUUUGAAAUUGAGUAACUGAUUUGGUUCUGAUUACCACUCGUGCAAUGGAAACAAGCAAGCAUGCAAACCCCUUUAUCACUGUUGGAUGAUAUGGCUCCUGUGUCCAGCCAUGUGUCUACAGCAGGAUACUUCCUCUGUCUUGUUUGAUUGGUUGACCUUCACAUUCUCAUUUAUUUGGAGCAAUGUCAUUGGAAGUCAAUUUUGUUAGUUGUGGGAAUAUUGAGACGUUUUUUUUAUGUGUGAUCUUUUUAAGAUUGGGAACACCCGCUCUGGGGGUCGGCUGGAUCGGGAGACGGGGAGAAGAACACCCAGGGACGGUCCGCAGCCCCAGAGACGCCCUCUUAUGGUGCCCUCCAUUGGUCAGUCGGGUCACAUGACCCCAGAGAGGACUCUGGGAGUCGUAGUGUUUUUGUGCUUUGAUGUUCUCUGUGCCCUAGUAGAUGUUCUGCUUUCUGUUUUAAUCCACCAUGAGCUUCUCUGUGUACAGAUCACCUCUGUGUCUUUGAACCAUGCUCAUGCCUUCACAGUACUGACAGCUUACUUAUAGACAUCAGUCAAUGUACAGUAUUAUCAGCUACUAGAAAGUUCCCUGGCUGCUACGGUGACUAGGUACACAGACGCAUAUUUCACAAUAUCAAAUGUAGAUCAAUAUUCCAAUGAUUAAAAACUGCUUUUGAUCUCUCUGUUUAUGGCCAGCGAUAUGUUAGGAUUAUCAAAGGUUAUGCCAGGAAUAGACCUCCAAACCAACCAACCAAUGAGUAGCCUGCGCGCUUUAACCACCAUCGUCUGAUUGGUGUUUCCUGUAGAGAUAACCACAGAGAGUAACAGUGAUGGGAACCUCACCCCCGUCACGGAGGAUGUUUACUAUGGCAGUGUAGCACGGCACAGGACGUGGUCGCCCCGCCGAUGCCCCACAGGUGCCAAGCCUCCCUAUAAUGGUAAUGCUGCAGUUUCUCCCUCGCUCCUUCACCAAAGCACAGCCAAAAGCCACCAGUGCUAGUGGAGAGAAGAGUAGUGACACCAACGAGUGCCUUAACAUGUCUCAGAACACCUAGCAUGAUCCACUACACUGCACCAAUAUAGCAGCUCGCUGAGCCACACUGGGCCCAAGAUGGCUGCCCACUGUUGUGGAUUGGAAUGACUGCUGCUCAGAGAAUGCUUCUCCCCUCCCUCCCUUGCACUGAACUCCAUCAGAUGCCUGCUAAACCCUUCCCCCUCUCAAUCUAACCACACCCACCACACCUUUACUGGGGUUGCUAUGCAUGACUGGGUGGAAGGAGUCAGGGUCUUUGAGGAAUUAUAUAGCAUGGUUGUCCUUGCUGAGCAAACUCAAUGACUGUUACAGAAAGUUGUACUAAAAUGAUCCUACUACAUCUUACAUAGAAAUACAUACUAAUUUGUUUGUUUGGGCUUUCAUUUGUUUACUAUGCUGAUGGCUUGAUCUUAUUUUAUCAUUUCUAAGCAAGGGGUCAACUAAAGGACAGGCAGAGUUUUCUUUGGACAAACUGUAGGCCCACCGUACUUUAGUGGAGCCUAAUACAAUAGUCAAAUCAGUGCCACUACCUCAGGGUUCAGCAGUAUGCAUGCUUAACUCAGAGUAUUGUAGUAAAUGUGCUUGUUUCUGUGUGUGUGUGUGUAUCAUAGUGUGUUUGUGUAACCCAUCAUGUCUGGCUUGCUCUACAAUCUCUAUCCAUCUGUAACCUGAUAAGGCCAUAAGCUCAUAUGUGGUGUCAAAUGGAUGUACAUUACAUUAUUACAUUAUUUACUCUUGUCUCUGUGCUGAUAAUGUGACCAAUUGAUGGAUUGACCACAGAAUUCUGCUUGCACACUACAGAAUUAAGUGUUGGUUUGAUGAGGCAAGUUCAAUACAUUAUGUAGGACUGUAUAGUCACCUUCAUGGUUUGGCUCUCUCACUUGUAAAUCACUUGUAAACAACACACCUGUCUGUACAUGCCUCUUCCCUUCUUCCAUUCCAUGAACAACAGCAUGCGCAACAUGCCUCACUACUACACACCAGUGCUACUGAGUGGCCAAAUUCAGCAAAAAAAAAUGUUUCUUUCAUGUUAUAGAUAUGAAUCUAGGAUCAAUGUAACUUGAUGUCAGAGUAAAAUAAUGCCAUAGACUGUGACCCAUUACAUCUGUAGUCGAUCCUAGUGGACCUAAAUUGAGAUGCAGGUGGAUGUGUUCUCUUUCUCUCCCGUGUUUAAGAGGGAUACAGGGACCGGGAACGUCGCUCCCCUCCUAACUACGAUGAGUCGGAACCUGAAGAAUCGUUCCGGAUCUUUGUGGCUCUGUUUGACUAUGACCCCCUGUCGAUGUCUCCCAACCCGGACGCAGCAGAUGAGGAACUGCCCUUUAAAGAGGGCCAGAUCAUCAGGGUGGGUGUCACACACAGGGCUAGGCCAUACCAGGAGAUGUAUUGUGCUUGAGGUACAAUAUAGAAAUAGACUUUUCCUUCCAUCCCUCUGCCGUCUGUUUCGUUUUGCUUUCAAUUACUCUUUUCUUGUUCCAUUUUUCUCUCUCCCUCCCCUCUCACUCUCCCUUGCUUUCUGUCUCUCGCUCUCUCUCUCUGUGUUCCAGGUAUAUGGUGAUAAGGACACAGAUGGUUUCUACCGAGGGGAGAUCAGGGGAGGCAGGAUGGGGCUCCUGCCCUGCAACAUGGUGUCAGAGAUCAGGGCUGAGGAUGAGGAGACCAUGGACCAGCUCAUCAAGCAGGGCUUCCUCCCGCUCAACACACCAGUGGAUAAAGUAGGAAUAGGUAACCACAGAACUAGAAGGAGUAGAAUAGACAUCCUCAUUCAAGUCAAUGAUUCCAUAACGGGUGGACUGGUAGCCAUUUUGACUGUACCCAUUCAUAUCUCCCUAGGACACCACACAUACAUCUGUCACUAUAUCACCUCUUAUCCUGGCGUGCCCUCUUGUUUCCUCUCACAGGGCAGGACAGACGAGGCCUCCGCCAGCACCAGGCCACCAGGAGGAUGGUGGCCCUCUACGAUUAUGACCCCAGAGAGAGCUCCCCUAACGUGGAUGUGGCGGUAUUGACACACACACACACACUGUACAUACAUACACACACUGUAACCAGAUAGACAGACAUUGUAAGGAUAUUAAUGACGUCUCUGUUUCCUGAUAGGCUGAGUUGACUUUCUGUGCUGGUGACAUCAUCGCUGUAUUUGGAGAGAUUGAUGAAGAUGGAUUCUACUAUGUGAGUAUGGCUCUUUUCUAGGUUCCAUGAUGUGACUAGUAGUAUUAUUACAAAGGGCAAUUCAAAGGUUGUAAAAGUCAGAGAUGUUUUAGUUCUGCAUUUUAAAGAAAUACCAUUGGAUCAACAGCCUGCUCAUACACAUAGUAUGUCCUCUUGCCCAGGAGAGGGCUCUUUCCCUCAGGUUUGACCACCAGAGUUCAAUGCGUCUAGUCAUGGUUCUCAUCCCCACUGCCCCCUCCUCUCCUCUCACUGCAGGGUGAAAUCAAUGGCCACCGCGGCCUCGUCCCCUCCAACUUUCUGGAAGAAGUGCCUGAUGACGUGGAGGUGUACCUGACGGACACUCCAUCCCGCUACGCCCAGGACGAGACAGCCAACCGGGCCGAGGCCAAAAGGGUACAUCGCCGCUCUCAGCGCUAGGCCCUCUGUCCAUCCAUCCUCCGUCUCUCUUGAUUUACGCCUCGCUUUCUCCACUUGCCGUCUGUGUUCUGUGUGUGUGUGUUGUCCAUGUGUGACAGUGACAGUGGUGACUAUACAAACCUUAGCCCCGGCCGGCGAAAGGGACAAACGCAGUCAAACCUUUCUGAGUGUUAGAAAGGAAGAAGCAAAGCCUGAUGUUGACAGAGAGAUAGAACACUUGAACUGUGUCUGUACGGGGCAGGUGAUAUUCACAGACCAGUGACAAAAGAGAGUGGAGAUUUUGAAAAAGGCUAAAGUCAUUCCUACACAGGAAUAUAGAAGGAUCAUUGGGUAACCUCUUUGCACUGAAACACAAAACCCAACUCUGGAUCUUGUGUCUAUUAAUAAGUGCUUUAUGAACACCUCUGAAACGUUCCUGAUUUCUAACAGUUGUUUCCCAAUGGACAGAAAGGAUUUGAGUAAACUGUAGGGUUGAUAAUAUAGCAAAGCAUGCCUUUUUCAAAAAUAAACUCGAUACCUUUUAUAUAAUAGUAGACUUUAUUGGCCCAACUGCUGUAUUUCCUGGGAGAGGCUUUGUUUCUUUUUGUAUACUGAACACACUUCCAAAAAAUAUAUAUUUUUCAGGACUGAUGAAAGUUGAUAUAUAUGCCAUGUUUGAUCUAAACCAGAAGAAUAAACAGCCACAGUGAGACAUCCAUACUGUAAUGGUACCAUGGAACAAUAAAAGCAGCAAUAAUUUUCAUUUGCGACCUGUGGUCAUGUGAGUAUUGUUAUUUUUCUUUUCUGUUCUCAUAGUCGUGGUGUGGGUUGUACUAAAAAUGAAAUGUCACCAUAUCUGAUUUCCUUUUUUUCCUCACCUGCUUGGCAAAUACAAACAGAAGAAGAUUGUUCAUUUCACAUCAUAAAUGGCUCUGUCUGCCUUGUACAGUAUGUGAGCAACUAGAGAUACCAGUCUGACAGAUCUAAUGCUGGGCAUUGUGAUUACACUUAUGUUAAAUGGUUUAUUUGUAGCCAGUAAACAUUCUGCUUACACAUUCACAAGUUUAUAGGUUAUGGUUAUUCAUGCUUGCACAUUAAAGUUUUACAUACUAGUUGGCGUAAUGAGGAAAGUGCUUCCCCUUACUUUUUAGUGUAACCAGAAGGCUAAUUUCCAGCAUAAAUUAGACAUUGUUACAAAGUUAUCUUUUGUAACAAUUUAUUGGAGUGAUUUAAUGCUUGCAAAGUAGUGGACUACUACUUAUCGGUGAGAUAGUGCUCUAUUUUGCAAACUUAAAAGUUCCCUAUAUCUGUAGUUGUUGAUAAACCAUUACUAAUGGGAGCUGCAAAUCCCCAUUUGAUUCAAAGUUAUGAUUCCUCUUUAACUUUGUGAGACCAUUUUAAAGGUCCUAGAUUAACUAUAUGAUAGCAUACCAUACUUUGUUAUGUUGCCAGCCCAGUGCAUUAGGCAAGAGGGAUGGUAUCUACAGUUGUCUCCCUGAGUGUUGUAUAUUACUGUGUGUGUGUCCCUCAUGAUCGAUGGACCUAUCAGAAUCUGUGGUGUUGCGAUGUCGUGCUCGAUGUUUGAUGGCUUCCUCCUCAGUGUUUGUAUGUGUGAAACCUCAGCAGCGCCACCAAUGUCUUCAGUCCCGACAGGGAGGUAUAAUGAAUGGUUUCAAUAAUAGCCCAAAAGGCAAUACCUCAUCCUUAUUCUGAACCACUUUUAUAAACAUUAUGGGCUGGUUUCCCAGACACUAGUCCUGAACUAAAAACCUAUUCCAAUGGCGAAUUUUCAUUGAGCAUGUGUUUUAGUCCAGGGUGAGGCUAAAUCCUUGUCCGGGAAACCAGCCCUAUUUGAAACAUAAACGUUACAUAGGUAUUUGACACACAUUUAGUGGAAAACCUACAGUAAGUAUAAUGGCCUGCAUUGCCAUUGUUCUCUUUAUUAUACAGAGUUAUGUUUGCAUACUUGCCUAUAUUGACAGCUAAUGCUGAGAAGUCUCAAGGUCAGCACACAUAACAUAUCAAAUUCAAAUAUUGUUGGAAAUGUAAUUAGACUGGAAAUAUUUGGCAUACCCAACCCUUCACUCUAUUUAAACCAAAAGUAUUUUAAAGUCCCAUUGGAUAUAUAGCGUUACUAUAGAUGGAUAGGGCUACUCAGGUGACAGCGGGGUGAUACAGUGUUAUUGAGGGACACAAUGCUGACUGUAGACUGUGUGUACUAGUCCUACCUCAGACAGAGAGAGCGUAGGCCACAGUGGACCACUGCUUUCUUUGUAAUGCCCUGCCCCUACCCCCCACCACCCUCCAUGGCAUCUUUCUUCAGGUAACCACGGAUACCACAGAGAGCACGGCCCCGCCUGUCCGAGUGGCAUCCCCCAUGGUGGGUCCCCUGUGUCCCCCAGGCACCAUGCGGCCCAUCAGCCCCACCAGGGGCCCCAGGGACCUCCGAGACAACAAAAAGAAAAAAGGACUGCUCUCCAAGGGGAAGAAACUGCUCAAGAGACUCUCUCCGGUUAAAUAA
Molecule: messenger RNA, 38521 nt
Organism: Coregonus sp. 'balchen'
Lineage: Eukaryota; Metazoa; Chordata; Actinopteri; Salmoniformes; Salmonidae
Source: the annotation of a GenBank genome assembly